Molecule: messenger RNA, 1674 nt
Organism: Ostrea edulis (European flat oyster)
Lineage: Eukaryota; Metazoa; Mollusca; Bivalvia; Ostreida; Ostreidae
Product: actin
Exons: 2
Coding region: 268-1398 (376 amino acids)
Source: RefSeq, a predicted model, not a curated record
CAAGAUUUAAGUAAACCCGGACACAAACUCCUAAAGGAUUCAUCCAGCGAUUUCCUUUAUUUCCGUUAGACGAUGAAACAACUGAAGAGUGCUAGAGGAUGUAGUUGUACAUGCCCUUAUAUGGAGAUAUAUUUUGUAUGAAGGUCACGUGCAUUUUCUCUACAUAUAAAUUCUAACUUCAUAUCCCUCACCCCACUACACUGCGAGAGCUUGAUCUCAAUUCACCACUUUCUUGUUUGGAUAAAUAAUUAUCUCAAUUUUUCAAAAAUGGGAGACGAUGAUAUUGCAGCUUUGGUUGUCGACAAUGGAUCUGGAAUGUGCAAGGCCGGAUUCGCCGGAGACGAUGCCCCCAGGGCCGUGUUCCCCUCCAUUGUUGGAAGACCCAGACAUCAGGGUGUAAUGGUUGGUAUGGGACAGAAAGACAGCUAUGUAGGAGACGAGGCCCAGAGCAAGAGAGGUAUCCUCACCCUCAAGUACCCCAUUGAACACGGUAUCGUCACCAACUGGGACGACAUGGAGAAGAUCUGGCAUCACACCUUCUACAAUGAACUCCGUGUGGCCCCAGAGGAACACCCCGUCCUCCUGACCGAGGCCCCACUUAACCCCAAGGCCAACAGAGAAAAGAUGACACAGAUCAUGUUCGAAACCUUCAACUCCCCCGCCAUGUACGUCGCUAUCCAGGCCGUACUUUCCCUGUACGCUUCCGGUCGUACAACUGGUAUUGUACUGGAUUCCGGAGACGGAGUAUCUCACACAGUACCCAUCUAUGAAGGUUACGCCCUUCCCCACGCCAUCAUGCGAUUGGAUCUUGCUGGACGUGAUCUGACCGAUUACCUCAUGAAAAUCCUCACAGAACGUGGUUACUCCUUCACAACCACAGCUGAAAGAGAAAUCGUCAGAGACAUUAAAGAGAAAUUAUGCUAUGUUGCUCUGGAUUUCGAACAGGAGAUGCAAACUGCUGCAUCCUCAUCGUCCCUGGAGAAGAGUUACGAACUUCCUGACGGUCAGGUUAUCACCAUUGGAAACGAGCGAUUCAGGUGCCCAGAGGCCAUGUUCCAACCAUCCUUCCUUGGAAUGGAAUCUGCUGGUAUCCAUGAAACAUCAUACAACAGCAUCAUGAAGUGUGAUGUCGAUAUCCGUAAAGACUUGUACGCUAAUAUUGUCCUGUCUGGUGGUACAACGAUGUUCCCCGGUAUUGCAGACAGAAUGCAGAAAGAAGUUACUGCUCUCGCACCACCAACAAUGAAGAUCAAGGUUAUCGCUCCACCAGAGAGGAAAUAUUCCGUCUGGAUCGGUGGUUCCAUCCUUGCUUCUCUCUCCACCUUCCAACAGAUGUGGAUCAGCAAACAGGAAUACGAUGAAUCGGGUCCAUCCAUUGUCCACAGAAAAUGCUUCUAAGAAGUCUAACUAGGAUUUAAUAAACUCUUUUGAAAUUUAGAGCUCUCUCGCCCUGUAGUCCCCAUCACAUAUUUACUUGUUUUGAAUGUGCAAGUCUCACUAAGUACUGCAUCAAGUGAACUGUGAUCAGAUUUUGCAUAAAUAUUCAAAAAAUGUGUAAUAGAUUACUAGUAUUUGAGCAGGCCAGGAUAUUGAGAAUGUAAUCGUUUAUUAAGUAUAAUAAAGCUUUAUAAUAUCUGUUUCAUUCUUGAAUUUGAAUAAAGAAUUUAAAUUGUG